CAGCAAGCAUGGCAAGCAAGUGGACGUUAGCGGUAGCAGUGCUGUUAGCAGUUUGUAGUUAUACACUCACAGAAGCUAAAACUAAAGCAUGGUGGGAAACGGCCUCAUUCUAUCAAAUCUAUCCACGUUCUUUUAAGGACUCCGAUGGUGAUGGUGUGGGUGAUUUAAAGGGUGUAACCAGUAAGUUGGCGUACUUGAAGGAAAUAGGCAUAGCAGCUACUUGGCUAUCGCCUUUUCUCAAAUCCCCCAUGGCCGAUUUUGGUUAUGAUAUUUCCAAUUUUACUGAGGUAGAUCCCUUGUUUGGUACCAUGGAAGAUUUUGAGGAAUUAAUGAAAAAAUCCAAGGAACAGGGUGUAAGAAUAAUAUUGGAUUUUGUGCCCAACCAUUCGAGUGAUGAGUGUGAGUGGUUUAUAAAAUCGGCCAAUAGAGAUCCGGAGUAUAAAGACUAUUAUGUAUGGCAUCCGGGUAAAAUUGUGAAUGGUACCAGAACGGUGCCCAAUAAUUGGGUCAGUGUAUUUAGAGGUUCAGCCUGGGAAUGGCAUGAGGGGCGUCAGGAGUAUUAUUUACAUCAGUUCCAUAAAAAGCAACCGGAUUUCAAUUUCCGCAAUCCCAAAGUUCGAGAGGCAAUGAAUAAUAUUUUACGUUUUUGGUUGGAAAAAGGCAUUGAUGGCUUUCGCGUAGAUGCUAUAUAUCAUGCUUUUGAAAUAGCUCCCGAUGCUGAAGGUAAUUAUCCAGAUGAGCCACGCAAUGAUUGGACUAAUGAUCCAGAUGAUUAUGGUUAUGUGCAUCAUAUCUACACUGUGGAUCAACCAGAAACUCCUCAUUUGGUAUAUGAAUGGCGUCAGGUUUUGCAACAAUUCCAAAAGGAUCAUGGCGGCGAUGAAAGAAUCCUUAUGGUUGAAACCUGGUCUCCCAUAGAAAUAGUCAUGCAAUAUUAUGGCAAUUCUACAGCAGAGGGCGCUCAAAUCCCUUUCAAUUUUCAAAUGAUCAGUUAUCUGUGGAAUGAUUCUGAUGCCUAUCAUUAUGCCAAUUUGAUUAAUGAAUGGCUGAAUAAAAUGCCUGCUGGACGUACCGCCAAUUGGGUGGUGGGUAAUCAUGAUAAAAAUCGUGUGGGUUCUCGUUUUGGUGCAGAUCGUAUUGACAUGUUUAAUAUGUUGCUAUUGACUUUACCUGGCUGCAGUGUAACCUAUAAUGGCGAAGAGAUUGGCAUGACUGAUGUCUGGAUUUCUUGGCAAGAAACUGUUGAUCCUCAGGCCUGUAAUGGUGCAGAGGACGGUUACGAAAGUCGUUCACGUGAUCCAGCCCGUACACCCUUCCAGUGGAGUGAUGAGUUAAAUGCUGGAUUUUCUACUGGUAACACCACAUGGUUGCCGGUGAGUCCUCAGUAUAAGACGGAAAAUCUUAAACGUCAACGUGGUAUUUCUCUCAGUCAUUUGAAUAUUUUCAAACAAUUGCAAUUGUUGAGAGCGGAAAGCACUUUGAGAGAUGGUGAAACAGAGGUUAAGGCAUAUAAUCAUGAUGUUUUGGCUGUUAAGCGUUCCCUUGUCGGUGAUUUCACUUUCAUAACCCUGAUGAACAUCUUUGAUUCGGUACAAACGAUCAACUUAAAUGAACUUUUCAGCAACUUAUCCCCAGAAUUUGAAUAUGUUGUGGUAACAGAUAAAUCCAUUAGAAGAAACGGCGAUAAAGUUUCCAGCAAUAGUGUAGUGCUAUUACCCAAGGAAGCAGUUGUUAUUAAAUCAACUAAAAAAGCAUAAAAUUGUAUGGAAUAACAAAUUGUGCUGACUGUGAAAUUUUCCUAUGUUUUAUUUAUGAUACAAAAUAAAACAGAAUGAAUAAAUGUUUUUUUAUACUGAAUAUUUUAAA
Lucilia sericata (common green bottle fly) is the source of this 1866-nucleotide messenger RNA. Its product is annotated as maltase A3. NCBI's taxonomy places the organism in Eukaryota, Metazoa, Arthropoda, Insecta, Diptera, Calliphoridae. The record is from RefSeq and is a predicted model, not a curated record. The transcript has 5 exons. The coding region runs from base 9 to 1757 and encodes 582 amino acids. Gene Ontology annotation, biological process: carbohydrate metabolic process.